AUGUGCAAACAGCUUUGUCUUAUAAAAUCCGAAAAUACUGACACAGCAAAUAUAGACGUAAAUAUUGCGGCAACCACUGGUAUGGUAGCCUCAGGGAUUGGUUAUUCUCAGUUCGAAGAGCUUUUUUCCUCCAUGAAUAUUCACAUAUUUUCUACAAAAUUUCACAACAAACUGCAGGGACAAGUUUACGAUAGUUUUGAAAACACAGCUGCUGAAUCCAUGAAAGCUGCUGCUGAAGAAGAAAAAGAGUUGGCAAUCGCAGAAGGUCGCACCAAAAAUGGCAUACCAGUGGUUGAUGUUUACGUUGACGCUUCUUGGUGUGCU
Molecule: messenger RNA, 324 nt
Organism: Brenthis ino (lesser marbled fritillary)
Lineage: Eukaryota; Metazoa; Arthropoda; Insecta; Lepidoptera; Nymphalidae
Source: the annotation of a GenBank genome assembly